ACUCGAAGCUGUUCAUUCAUCCGUCCCACUGCAGCUGCUGUGUUGUGUUGAGCACCACAGCAUUAGCUAGCAAGCCAUUGCUAAAAUGGCAUGACUGAAGCGUUCAAAGUGAAGAAACUGUCCACCAUGUGAAAGUCUGCCUGCAUUUUUGUGAACCUGAACCAUCGGGGAAUCAGACAAUCAUCAUCAUCAUCAUCAUCGGUGGUGCAGCAGCAGCAGCGGCGGACGUGGUGGCUUCUCAGCAAGGAUCAUGUGGUGUGCUUGGCCAUUCCUGCCUGCUCUGGUGCUUCUCUCAGAGCUCUCUGUGGUGAGAGUCCAGACGGCACCAUGCCAGACCUGCAGAAAACUCACUGAGAGUUUCAUUAAGGGCUUGGAGAAAACAGCCAAUAAGAACUUUGGGGGCGGUAACACUGCUUGGGAGGAGGAGAAGCUGGCUAAAUAUGCACGGAGUGAGACUCGCCUGUUAGAGAUAGUCGAAACCGCUUGUGAGAAAACAGAUUUUGAAUGUAACCGGCUGCUCGAGCAGAUCGAGGACCAAGUGGAGACGUGGUGGUUCCACAGACAACAAGAAGCACCGGACCUUUUUGAGUGGCUGUGUAUAGAGGAGCUGAGAGUCUGCUGUCCACCUGGACACUUUGGACCUGACUGCAAAGAGUGUCCAUCUGGACCUGGCGGCAUAUGUGGAGGUCUGGGCCGCUGUGAAGGGGAGGGCACUCGCCUGGGAGAUGGAGAGUGUGUCUGUGAUCCUGGGUACUCUGGCCCUCUUUGCCAACGCUGUGCUGAUGGUUACUACAGAGAGAAAAGCUCCAAUGACAGCAUAGGAGCCUGUGCAGCCUGCUACCACUCAUGUAAGAAAUGCUCAGGGCCACAGGACUACAAAUGCCUCGACUGCAAACCCGGCUGGAUCCUUCACGACAACAAAUGUGUUGAUAUUGAUGAAUGCGGUACAGAGCUGGCUCGUUGUCCUUCUAACACCUACUGUCACAACACAGAUGGAUCAUAUGAAUGCAGAGGAUGUGACCAGGCAUGUGUGGGCUGCAUGGGUAGUGGUCCUGCCCGCUGUAAGAAAUGUGCACGUGGCUACAGAUUAAAGGGAGCCAAGUGUCUUGAUAUAGAUGAGUGUAGUGAACGUGCAAUAGCAUGCCCAGGACUCAAUGAGGCCUGCAUCAACGAGGAGGGCUCCUUCCACUGUGACUGUGCUGAUGGUUUUAUCAGAAGAGACAGCAUCUGUGUUGAAAAUAAGCCUCCUGCUGGCCCAGAGAAAGGACUAUUUGACGACAUGACGGAUGAUGAGGUCAUUGUACUGCAACAGAUGUUCUUUGGAGUGGUAAUCUGUGCCCUAGCCACUCUUGCUGCCAAGGGUGACAUGGUCUUCACUGCUAUUUUCAUUGGGGGUGUAGCUGCUAUGGCUGGAUACUGGCUGACUGAGAAGGGAGACUAUAUGCUGGACGGAUUUCUUAAGGGACGCUAGACUGCAUGGGACCAUAACUUGAUUAAAAAGACCAGCCAAUUUGGGUAAAUAAGAAUCGGUUGGGGGGGGUAGGACACUAGCUCUGAGAUGCUAGACUUUCAGGGAUUUGCUUGUGAUUGGGGAAUUAAUUUAAAGGGCUUGGGGUUAAUUUGUGUAUGAGUGAGAUGACACAGGAAAACGUGAGAACUUGAAGACUAUGAAGCCGUGAAUCUUUAAGAGGAGUAACGAAGUAUCACUGCACUGAUAUAAAGGAAUUGAACUUCUUUCCCUACCUCACCUGUGUUGGGAACAAGGGUGACAUAAAGACCACUACUGAUUGUGAAAAUCUUAUGCAUUUGGAUAUGCUGUCUGGCGUCAAUGUCGCACAUGAAAACAGUUUAUUCAUGAUGUCCAUCCUUGUUUUCACCAUUUCAUCUUUUUUUUUCUUUUUUUUUUCCCCCUCAUGGUUUGAAUGGCACAUAAGUUGUGACUGUCAGGUUACUAAUGCACUUAUUGCUGUGGGGCAUUGGGUAGGAUGAAGAAAUCAGAAGAAUUUCCAAAAUGUCCCCCCAGCAGAGUGCUCAUAAAACAGCUGUUAAUUUAUCUUCACAGAAUAACUUUUUACCUCUUUGUCCCAGAAUAAUUCUUUGUAAUAAUAAUAAUGCAUGAUAAUAGGAUUUGAAAUGAAAGAUACAGCACCCUAUCUAUUUGUCUUACUUUGGCAUGGAAGAUGAACUUUUUAAUGGCUGCUGAAUCAACAAGAUUACUUAUUUAAGUACUAGGACCCUACUCCAGGAAGCAGGUUUAGCUAACAAUGCUGAGUUUGUCAAUCCUGAGAUGAGGGCAACUCUGGGUUUUUUGUUCUAGGGAUAGAGUUCACUCCCUCUCUUUUUCUUAUUAAAAAAGUGUAAUUUUUUGUUAGUUUAGUUUAUUUAUUUAUUUAUUUUUUAAAAUAUAUUUAACAUGAGCUUUUAUAAUCAGUUGUCAUUAAGGACAGAGACAGUGAUUACAUUGUGGAUUUAUUAUCAGCUCAAAAUAAAAUCUGUGGUCCCCUCUUUCUGUGGACAGCUGUCAGCCCGUCUGAAACAUUUACUGUAUGUUACUGUAGCAAUCACUGUUUAAAUCAAACUAAUCUGUAUCAAGCUUUAGACACAUGACACUGAUUAAUGAUCAAUCAUUUGUCAUGUUGUAAUCGGUAACACUGUUGGAAAAAUGUUUGUCAUAGUUGGGAUCUUAGAGAUGAUGUGAAUAUUUGAGUGACGAUGAGGCUGCAGUGACUUUAAGACUCUAAAACGGGAUUAAUAUAUUUUUAAAUGUUUUUUUUUUUUUUAAAGCAGGCUGCAGCAUUUCAUGUUGAAAUUUGUUCACAGGUUGAGAUUCAGUCAUUAAAUGAUGUCAACAUUU
Archocentrus centrarchus (flier cichlid) is the source of this 2854-nucleotide messenger RNA. RefSeq names its product CRELD disulfide isomerase 1b (gene creld1b). Gene Ontology annotation, molecular function: calcium ion binding. The transcript has 11 exons. NCBI's taxonomy places the organism in Eukaryota, Metazoa, Chordata, Actinopteri, Cichliformes, Cichlidae. The coding region runs from base 251 to 1471 and encodes 406 amino acids. The record is from RefSeq and is a predicted model, not a curated record.